AUGAGUUACAUGAAGAAAGAUGAGGACGCCGAUCAGACUAUGAUCAAGCUCGAUCGGACCUCCGUAUUUCAAGAUGCACGCCUAUUCAAUACCUCUCCCAUCUCCCCUCGACAAUGCCGCACGCUCCUGACCAAAAUUGCCGUCCUCCUCUUCACGGGGGAGCAAUUCCCCACGAACGAGGCCACCACGCUGUUCUUCGGUAUCUCCAAGUUGUUCCAGAAUAAGGAUCCGUCGCUACGGCAAAUGGUGUACCUCAUCCUGAAGGAGCUGGCCAACACCGCGGAGGACGUGAUCAUGUCGACGAGCAUUAUCAUGAAGGAUACCGCGGUCGGUAGCGAUGUCGUCUACCGGGCUAAUGCCAUCCGAGCGCUUUGCCGCAUUAUCGAUACUCCUUGGGUUUCCUCCGGUGCCAUCGUUUCCUCGUACCACCUUCUCCCCAUUGCUCGUGACGUUGUCCGAAGAUGGCAAAGCGAGACCCAGGAAGCCGCCUCGGCCUCGAAGCAAUCGACCGGUUUCCUUGGUUUCGGCGGCAGUUCGCAGGCGCAUGCCAUCUCGCAGUCGAAUUUCAUGACCCAAUAUCACGCCAUUGGUCUCCUCUACCAGAUGCGUUCGCAUGAUCGGAUGGCCCUGGUGAAGAUGGUUCAACAGUACGGUGCCGCUGGUGUGAUCAAGAGCCCUGCUGCGCUGGUGCUCUUGGUGCGGUUAGCGGCCAAGCUGGCCGACGAAGACCCCGGUCUGCGCAAGCCCAUGAUGCAGAUGCUUGAUGGCUGGCUCCGACACAAGCAUGAGAUGGUGAACUUUGAAGCCGCAAAGGCCAUUUGCGAUAUGCGCGACGUCACCGACGCCGAGGCCUCCCAGGCCGUUCACGUUUUGCAGCUCUUCCUCUCGUCUCCUCGGGCGAUCACCAAGUUCGCAGCCAUCCGCAUCCUCCACAACUUCGCCACAUUCAAGCCUCAUGUUGUGAACGUGUGCAACCCUGAUAUCGAGUCGCUCAUCUCCAACUCCAACCGCUCCAUCGCUACCUUCGCGAUCACCACGCUUCUCAAGACCGGUAACGAGGCUAGCGUCGACCGUUUGAUGAAACAGAUCUCUGGUUUCAUGGCCGAUAUCACGGAUGAGUUCAAGAUUACUAUCGUUGAGGCUAUCCGCACACUCUGCCUGAAGUUCCCCAGCAAGCAGGCCGGCAUGCUGGCGUUCCUGAGUGGUAUCCUGCGGGACGAGGGUGGAUACGACUUCAAGCGGAGCGUUGUGGAGAGCAUGUUCGAUCUGAUCAAGUUCGUUCCGGAGAGCAAGGAAGACGCUCUCGCACAUCUCUGUGAGUUCAUUGAGGACUGCGAAUUCACCAAGCUGUCUGUCAGAAUCUUGCAUCUUCUCGGUGUGGAAGGUCCCAAGACCUCUCACCCGACCAAGUACAUUCGUUACAUCUACAACCGCGUUGUUCUGGAGAAUGCCAUCGUUCGUGCUGCUGCUGUGACGGCUCUCGCGAAGUUUGGCGUUGGACAGAAGGAUCCCGAGGUCAAGUCGAGUGUCUCCGUUCUUCUCACUCGGUGUCUUGACGACACCGAUGAUGAGGUGCGUGACCGUGCUGCGCUCAACCUUCGGUUGAUGGCCGAGGAAGACGAGAUGGCCUCCUCGUUCAUCAAGAACGAUUCUAUGUACUCUCUCUCGACAUUCGAGCACCAAUUGGUCAUGUAUGUGACCUCGAACGACAAGCAGACGUUUGCCGCUGCCUUCGAUGUUUCCACGAUCCCCGUGGUCAGUCAGGAACAGGCGUUGGCUGAGGAGCGGACGAAGAAGCUUACCUCUGCCACCCCGACCCUCAAGGCGCCCACGGCCGGUCCUACCAAGAGCAAGGCCAACGGAGUCGCCGAGGCUGCCACUGCUGCCGCAACUCAGAAGUACGCCGAACAGCUUAUGCAGAUCCCAGAGCUCAAGGAGUACGGUACUCUCCUCAAGUCCUCUGUUCCUGUGGAGCUUUCCGAGAGCGAGACGGAAUACGUCGUCACGGCUGUCAAGCAUAUCUUCAAGGAACACGUUGUGCUGCAGUACGAUAUCAAGAACACCCUUCCCGACACUGUACUCGAGGAUGUCACGGUGGCUGCUACGCCAUCCGAAGAGGACGUCCUGGAGGAGGAGUUCAUUGUCCCUGCGCCGAAGCUGGCUACGAACGAGCCGGGCAUUGUAUAUGUUACGUUCAAGAAGCUUGGUGGCGAGCACAGCGUCCCCGUCACGUCAUUCACCAACGUCCUCAAGUUCACCAGCAAGGAAAUCGACCCUACGACAGGCGAGCCCGAGGAAUCCGGAUACGAUGAUGAGUACCAGGUCGAGGACUUGGAGCUUACUGGCAGCGACUAUGUCAUUCCUACGUUCGCUGGCAGCUUCGACCACGUCUGGGAGCAGACUGGUGCCAAUGGCGAGGAGAUUAGCGAAACGCUACAGCUUAGCAACAUGAAGGGCAUCACAGACGCUACUGAACAGCUGAUCUCUACUCUGUCUCUGCAACCGCUCGAGGGCACCGACGUGGCCCUGAGCAAUAGCACGCACACCCUCAAAUUGUUCGGCAAGACAGUAACCGGGGGCCGGGUUGCGUCUCUGAUCAAGAUGGCGUACUCCAGCAAGACGGGUGUCACGACGAAGAUCACCGUCCGGGCGGAGGAAGAGGGUGUCGCUUCUGCUGUGAUUGCGUCCGUUGCUUGA
Messenger RNA from Aspergillus terreus NIH2624, 2697 nucleotides. Its product is annotated as coatomer subunit gamma. The coding region runs from base 1 to 2697 and encodes 898 amino acids. Gene Ontology annotation, molecular function: structural molecule activity. The transcript is spliced from 6 exons. Gene Ontology annotation, cellular component: endoplasmic reticulum-Golgi intermediate compartment; Golgi membrane; COPI vesicle coat. Lineage: Eukaryota; Fungi; Ascomycota; Eurotiomycetes; Eurotiales; Aspergillaceae. The record is from RefSeq and is a predicted model, not a curated record. Gene Ontology annotation, biological process: endoplasmic reticulum to Golgi vesicle-mediated transport; intra-Golgi vesicle-mediated transport; intracellular protein transport.